Molecule: messenger RNA, 2034 nt
Organism: Sporisorium graminicola
Lineage: Eukaryota; Fungi; Basidiomycota; Ustilaginomycetes; Ustilaginales; Ustilaginaceae
Exons: 2
Coding region: 1-2034 (677 amino acids)
Biological process (GO): regulation of transcription by RNA polymerase II
Molecular function (GO): DNA-binding transcription factor activity, RNA polymerase II-specific; RNA polymerase II cis-regulatory region sequence-specific DNA binding
Source: RefSeq, a predicted model, not a curated record
AUGUCCGAAACAGCCACCGCCACGAGGCCACCCGCCAAACCUCUACGCAGGAGCUCGCCCGUUCGCUCCACCGCCAAACACCAUCUCGAGCCCAACCCUUUCGAGAAGUCGUUCAGCUCCGGACCCAAUUCUUCGGAAUCCAUCGAUCGUCGUCCCGACCUCAAAGGCGACACCAAAGCCAACCUUAGCACGCCUCCUCUUUCCACCAGACCAGGUGCCGCCUACCGCGACCGCACCUUUUCCAACUCCAAAAACCAGACCUCUCCGCAAGAAUCCGGCUCCACUCCCAAACCCCUCUUGCCUCCCGUCGCCUCCAUCACCUCGCCCGCCGGCGAGACCAAUGCAUACCCAUGGUCUGCCGGUCUGACCAGCUCGCUGAGGUCCGGUCCCCUCUCGCCCGCCAUGCUUGCCGGUCCUCAGAGCUCCCACUUUGACCCCAACUCGUUCCGCACCGGCUUCACCCCGGAUCUCUCCAACUUCAAGACGGGCCUCACCCCCCUUGGCGGUGGCAUGUCGUUCCCGCCGCCAUCGCCCAACACGGCCGCCUUCCUGGCUGCCAUGGUCAACAACACUUCCGGCGCCUCCACUUCGGUAGCCACCAUCACGCCCAACACGCUUUCUGCUUUGACCAACGCAGCAGCUGCCGCCACCAAUGGCGGAUCCAUGGAUCCUACGGCUGUUGCUGGUAAUGCGGGCGCUGCCCUGUCGACGCAACCCCAGAACUUUGCAGGCAAGCCUACGGAUGCGCACAACGCCUUUGACCUCGCCUUCAGCCGUUCCUUCCCCAACGAGCGCGCCGAUGCCAAGCACGCCGGCUCCAAGCUCAAAGCCGAACUCAAGUCGGGCGACUCGGAUCGAAGCCUCUCGCAGAGCAUCAGUCCACAGAUGGUGCAGAAGCAACUCGAGGGAGGCGCCAACGGUGAUCAGCAGAACGCCGUUUCGGGCCUCUUCCUCUUGAGUCGAGUACACCAGGAAAUGUCCAAGCGCGAUGGCGCCAAUCCCGCCUCGACUUCGCUGUACGAGUCCAAGCCAGCACCCUCAGCUGCGGGCAAGAAGGGUGCCAACGCCAAGAACAAGGCGGCGGCGGCAGCGGCAGAUGUUGCUGCCAAGCCCAACGGCAACAAGCGUAAGAAGUCAACCUCGACCGACGACAGCUUGGGGGCUGCACCCAUCUCGACGAAUGCACCCGCGGCCAAGGCGGCCAAGACUGCCAAAGGUGGCAAGAAGGGAGCUGCUGCUGCUGCUACGGCUGCAAACGCAGCUAAUGCGCAACCCAAGGAUGCAGCUCAAUAUGGCAACGGCGGCGGAUCGUUCAAGUCGGAAAACGGCGGCGACGACGACGAUCAGCAGUGGGACAGCGACGACGACAUGAAUGGCGACGGCAAGGGAAACACGGACGAGAAGCGCAAGAAUUUCCUGGAACGCAACCGACAAGCGGCGCUCAAGUGUCGUCAGCGUAAAAAGGCCUGGCUCGCCUCGCUGCAGGCCAAAGUCGAGUAUCUGCAGAACGACAACGAGAAUCUGCAGAACACGGUGGGUGCGCUGCGCAACGAGAACAUGUUCCUCAAGAGCCAACUGGUGCAGGCGACGGGAGGUGCGCCUUUGCCUGCCAUGCCCAUGGGCAUGCACAUGGGACUGCCCAUGGCGCCACCGCCUCACGGCGUGGAUCCACACCACUCGAUGGGACCGGCGCCGAUUGGCAUUCCAGCAAAUAUGGCGCCCCAUCCGGCGUACAUGCAUCCCGGAGCGUCAGGGCCGCCCAUGUCGCAGGGACCGGGCGGAGCCUAUGCUGCAGCGCACGCACCGCCUCGAGGAGGCGCGCCUGGGUUUGGCGAUCAGAUGCAACAGCAGCAGCAGCAGCAACGAAAACAAGGCGGACGACCUCGUUCGGAAGGGGAUGUCUUGGCGCCAACUGCGGGAGAUCAGCCCAUGAACGGCGGCAUGAAGCACGAACGAGAGUGGAGUGCUGCUUCUGCUGAUGGAGCUAGGAGUGGCGGCAGCGCGAGUGGCGCAACUGCUACCAUCAAGGUGUGA